CAGUCGGCCACCGACAGCUGAUGGGAUUAAGUGUAGUUUUUAGUGAACACUGUUUAGAGAACUGUAUCGGACAGGUUGGAGGAAACGAAAGGAAGAAAAUUAUCUGAUAACAAUCUCACUAUUCUCUCUCUCUCUUCCAAAUAUCAGCAGACGAAGCGACACUUUAUACCGUUUUUUUAAAAAUUGUUUUAAUAGUUCUUCAAUAGUUUUAUGAUAAAUUUUUUUUAUUUUACUACUUCGUUACUAUGCGGAUGUAAAAUACUAUCAACUAGAACAACAACAACAACAACUAAAAGGGAAAAUAAAAGAGGAGAAUAUAAAGUUUUACUUUUAUAGAGAAUAAAAGAAAAGCUACCCAUAAAAAGGGAGAUUUUCAACAAUUAAUAGAAGAUAAAAAAGAAAGAGGAGAAGAAGGAGUAGAAGGAAGAAGGAAGAAGUAAAAAAUAAUAAAAAUAACAACAAACAAAAUUAUAAAAAACAAUAAAUGGCGAGGAUAGUACAAAUUUUUUGGGCUGUUUGCGCAUGCGUUCUAAUUAGGCCUAAUUUCUGCCUGAACGAACAGAAGUAUGGUCUUUGUAAUCAAAAUAUGGGAUUAGAAAAUAUGCGUAUUCCUGAUGAUGCUAUAACAGCCAGCUCCUACAAUAGUUCAGCAACGAUUCCUCAACACGUCAGAAAAACCCUUAGAGGAGGCGAUCCUCAAGCGUGGUGCCCUAAGGGUGAGACAAAGCCGGAUUCGAACGAAUGGUUGCAGGUGGAUUUAAGGGGAUUAUAUUCCAUAACAUAUGUGGAAACAUUGGGAAGAAUGAAAGAUGGGAGCUCUCAAUUCUUCUCACCUCUACUUCGACUAGCCUAUAAACGUGAGGAAGAAGGUCCAUGGAUAUUCUACAAAAACAAGACGGGUGGCACUCAUAUAAGAGGAAAUCGGAAUGCCUACGAAUACCACGUCUUAAAGAUUAAUCCAGUUAUUAUAGCUCGUAAGUUACGCUUCUAUCCCACCGUGGCGGAGGGUAGCAAGAAAACUUGCUUGAGAAUUGAAUUAUAUGGUUGUAACUGGACUCAGAAUAUUGUUUGGUAUAGUGCUCCACAAGGUCACAGAAGAAACAAGCACCAUUUAGCUUACACAGACCACAUUUACGAUGGAACUGUUACCGAAACGUAUUUGUCCGGUGGAUUAGGACUACUGACAGACGAUCAUUACCCGAAGGGUCAAAAUCUAAGGCACAAAGAGGCGAAUGAAUGGUUAGGGUGGAGAAUGAAAUCUCGGGAAAUUCCAGUUGAAAUAACGUUUAAAUUUGAAACUGUACGAAAUUUUACAAAUGUAGAGUUUUUUGCGAGUAAUGAUUUUCAGAGGAGCGUUAAGAUGUUUAGUGUAGCUAAAAUCUUCUUCUCUAUUGGUGGCUUAUAUUACACAAAAAAACCCAUUAUCUACCAAAAUGCCCAGGAUGAAGACAUCACUUUCGCACGAAAAAUACCCAUACAGCUAUAUAACAGUAUUGGAAGAUAUGUAAAAUUUCAACUAUUCUUUGAAGAUAAAUGGAUACUCUUAGGCGAAGUUAAAUUCAGUUCUUUUGAAGCAGCUGGUACAUUUAAACCAGAAAAACCUCCUCUAACUGCCGAACCGAUAAUACCUCGUUUUACUCGGUCAACUCAGAAGACCGCUGUAAAGGACAAUGAACCGAAUAGGAUAAGAAACGAAUUUAAUUAUGAAUUUUCAUCAAUAUCCCCCUCUACACAUUUGCCAGGCUCUGCCGAAUUUAAGCAAGAGUAUGUGGGAAUCGUUAGCGGAAUCGUCGUUGCGAAAAUUUUCAUUGUUCUUCUCCUCGUUAUAGUCAUUUAUUAUAGAAGACGAAGAAAAAAAUAUAGUAGGCAACCAAGCCCAGUUUCUUCUACGAAACCAUUAGCACCUCCUACAGACUUAAUGAAUGGUAUGAAUAAAUUACCUUAUAAUACUUUGGCAACGUCUGAUGUUGAAAGUGAAAAGGAGCAUUGCCUAUACUCAGAACCAGAGAUAGUUUUUAUGCAGAGACAACAUUUGCCGUAUUUUAAUAUUAGUGCUAAACCUCCUCCAUCUCCUCCGCCUUUCCCAAAACAUUUUAAUAUUUGUGAGAGAAAUCGUCAACUAGUUGAACUGGAACGAGAUAACUUAAAAUUCCUCGAAAAACUAGGGGGAGGUCAAUUCGGGGAAGUUCACCUUUGUGAGGUUAUUAACAAGGAUUGCCUAAAUACAGAAUUUCAUACAGAAGAGGAAAAAUUUCUAGUUGCCGUUAAAACAUUGAAUGAACAUGCGGAUGAAACAGCUAGAAAAGAUUUCCAAAGGGAGUUGGCCGUUAUGGCGAGAUUAAAGGAUCCAAAUGUAGUUCAAGUAGUUGGCGUCAUAACAAAAGAGGAGCCUAUGUGCGUUGCAACAGAAUAUAUGAUUCAUGGAGAUAUGAAUCAAUUCCUCAGGCAACGCGUUCUGGAUACUGCUGGUACAAUUGCCAGAAAGGGAAAGAAGCAAUUAUCAUACGGCUGCUUAAUAUAUAUGUCAACUCAAGUUGCUUCCGGAAUGAAAUAUUUGGAAUCUUUAAGUUUAGUACAUAGAGACCUAGCUUGUAGGAAUUGUUUGGUUGGAAGGCAUUAUUCAGUAAAAAUUUCUGAUUUUGGAAUGUCUCGGAAUUUAUAUUCGGGAGAUUAUUACCGUAUUGAGGGAAAGGCCGUCUUACCCAUCAGAUGGAUGGCUUGGGAAAGUAUUCUCUUGGGAAAAUUCUCCUCUAAAAGUGAUGUUUGGUCAAUGGGUGUAACUCUUUGGGAAAUGUUGACUUUUGCAAAAGAACAACCAUUUACAAACAUGACAGACGAAGAAGUAAUUGAAAAUUGCGGACACUUCUAUAGAGGAGACGGACAGGAACAAUAUCUUCCGCAACCUUCUCUUUGUCCCAGGGAAAUUUAUGACUUAAUGAGAGAAUGCUGGAAUAAAGACGAAGUAAAUAGACCUUCCUUUUCGGAAAUUCAUAUGUUUUUACAUAGAAAAAACAUGGGCUAUAGACCGAGAGAAGACGAAUACCCAUUAUAAAUGCUUAUUCUUAUUAAUUACAAUGUAUAUAAGGAUGAAAAUUAUAUUCAUAUAUACAUGAUCUUUAAAUUCAAAACUUAAUUUCUCUCUUCUUUGCUUUGGAUAUGACAGUUUGUUUGUUGUUGGAGAGAAAAGAUUUUUUCUCUGAAAAACUUGUAUAUUAGUAUAUAAAAGAAAUAUAACUUUGUUUACAUUAAACUAUUUUACAAUAAUUAUCCAUACAAAACAAUAUCUUUUAUUGUAUUAAAACUAUAUGUAAAACAAUACAAAUUAUCAAUGUUUACAUACAAUUUUCCAAAUGUCCAUAUA
Dimorphilus gyrociliatus is the source of this 3361-nucleotide messenger RNA. The record is from the annotation of a GenBank genome assembly. NCBI's taxonomy places the organism in Eukaryota, Metazoa, Annelida, Polychaeta, Dinophilidae.